AUGUCCGAAGAAAUUGAUUUAGAAACCAACCACCUCUGUACAACAGAGGACGCAUUUGAAAAAUUUCAAGCCGUUUCUAUGUAUGAAGAAGAUGAAUUCAUAACUCUUUCUGAUAUUGUAUCACCAUCACGAGGUAACCAUGAUAUAACUGAAGUACUUAACGAUGCACCACGCAAUAAUGAUCGUGAACAUGUGGAAAUUGGCCAAGAAGAGAUCAUUUCUGAACCAAUACAAGCGCCACAGUUGUUAGAAAAAACUAUAGAGAAUACGAUACUUCUGCAGAAAAAUAUACCCACAAAAAAAAGUAGAAAAAAGAAAAAAAACGAUCAUCAAAAUACAAAUAUAGAAUGCAAUUUUAUGACAUCGGAUUCUAUAGAUACAAAAAAACCAUUAAACAUAGAUAGUGAAUUAAACUUAGAAAGUAUAGUCGAAGAAGAAAAAGAUCUACAAAUAUCAGCAACUUCUUCAGAAAAAUUGACGAAACCUAUUCAAAAUGAAAGAAAAGAUUUGUCAAUAGUCACUCAAAUUACAGAAAACCAACCUAAAAGACGAGGUAGACCACCAAAACGACGAAAUGCUGAUAUCCAAAAAUGUGAAGAUGAUGAAAAUGAAAUAUCAAAUAAAAAAAUUACAAGUGAAAAUGACAACAACAUUUCUAUGAAUGCCUCUAAUUUAGCUACCAAAAGAGGCAAUAAGAAAAAAGAUCCUGACCUUACUUCAAAGACAUUAAGUGAUCGUGGAGUAAACAUUAACUCUAAACAAAAUUGUUAUAGUGAUGAAAAUGAAACAUUAAAAAAUAUAAAUGCGACCUUCCCAUUAGAAGAUAUUAAUAUUACUAAAGAUACAAUUGUAGACACUAGUGAUGAUAAAAAUAAUAUUUCUGAAGAUGACACAGAAGAUAUACCAUUAGUAGCAUUAAGUACUAAGAAAAAUAAUAAAGUUGAAAAAAUUACAGAUAAUGUUAAUAACUUAGAAAUUAAUACAGAACUUGAAAAUAAAGUAUUAAGUGAUACUAUUAGUGACCCUAGUCCUCAACAGACAGAGCCAGAUCAGUUUUUGGAUAAGAUAACAAAGAAACGUGGUAGGCCUAAAAAAAGUAAUAUAAAUCUCAUACAUCAAGUGCCUGAGGUAAAAUCUGAUCUUGAGAUAAAAGACAAUGAAAAGCCUACCAAUGAAGAAGAUGAUAUAAGCUUGAGUAAGUUAAAAGACAAAGGUUCAAUAUCAGCUAUUACCAUAGAUGCUCCUUCUGUAGGUACUGAUCUUCAAGAAAAUGUUAACAAUUUACAGAAUUUAGAUAAUACAGAAAGUAAUUUAAUUAGUAAGAGAAAUUCGAAAAAACCAGUUUAUUCAGAUUAUGAAUAUAACAUCGAUAGUAUCAUAAAUAGUGAUAUAAAAAAAGAAACCACAGAUGAGAAAUCCAAUGAUUCGGAAUUACUUUUGACAGAAUCAGCUAGGCCAGCGCGCCGUAAGGCGAAAAAAAAUUUACAUUAUGAUGAAGGAUCCGAUGAAGAUCCUUUUGCAAAUAUUGAGUUAUCUGAUGAUGAACCAAGAAGAAGAAAAAAGGGUGGUAGAUAUAAUUCAGAUGAUGAAUAUAUUCCAGGCGAUAAUAGACUUCAAUCAGAAUUGACAGAUACUGACAGUAAUAUUGAAGAAGAGAUUGCGGAUGAAUUUAAGAUACACAAAAAAAAGAAAUUCAGAAAAUCAAGUGGUAGUUUUCAGAAAAGCCCCAAAAAACGAAUUAAACGAAGUAUAGAAGAUACUUUAGAAUCAAAUGAAAAUGUUGAUAUUGAACUUAACUUAGAAACAUCAGUUAUUAAGGCAGAUGAAAAUAAACAAUCCACUCAAGCUAAGUCUUGGAGUGCAACAAAUGAAUUUGAAAACUUCCUAGCUAAAAUAGUCCAAGGAACAGAUAUAAAAAUAAAGAAAGCUAAAAGUAUAGAUAAUGCAAAAGCACCAUUGCAAAUACCAACAAUUGAUCCCACUAAAGAAAAGAAAAGUGUUGAAACAUCUUCACAAACUGAUAUCAUUAAAACUAAGCCAAUUGCAGUUCAGACAAAUACAUUGUAUGAGGUUCCUAUGAAAAAUCAGGUUGCUUUAACAACAGAACAAUCUCAAAAAGCAAUUGAAUUUUUGUCUGGCAUUGUAAAGACAACUUCAGAAUUAGGCCAGCUAAUGACUCAAAAAAGUGAAGAUUUUAUUGAGAAAAAAAUAAACACUGCAUAUGUAACCGAUACAUUUAAAAUGGAUUAUUGUGUAAAAAAAUCUUUUUUGCUGUUUAAACUAGCCAAACACAACUUAGUUCAGAUGGAAGAAGACUUAUCAAAACAAUAUGAGGAAUUUUUAAAGGAAAAUAAUUUAAGUCAACAUAGAGAACAAGAAAAAGUAGUUGCAUCAACAUCAAAAGGCAAUGAUAGUGAUUGUGAAAUUGUUGAGGAACCAAUAAAGAAUAAAAAGAAAGAAAAACCAGUCUUUAACCCAAAAACUGUAUUCCUAAACAAGGAAUUAUCUAUUAAAAUAGCAAAGAAGCCAACAGAAAUGCCAAAAGCCAAGGAAAAAAUAGUUGUUAAAGGAAGACAUGCCGUUUGGAUUAAUGAUUCAGUAAUGGUAAAGAAAGUUAAGCCUACACAGUCUUUUUUAGCCCAGGACGGCCGAAAUAAAAAACCACCUGAUACCUUUGUAACAUUAGAAAUGGUAAGUGAUUUCUUCAAAAUGUAUGAACGCCAAAAGGCUCUAUCACUUUGUGCUCCAUACAUAAGACACAGUUGGUUACAAAAAGAAACAAGAUACGUUUGUAAUUAUUUUUUUGACAAACCAACAAAAUCUUGUGAAAGUUCUUAUGUUACUCCGAGUGAAGAAGUAUCGUCUGAUGUCUCAAAUACUGUAAUGGAUUCAAAUAAUACUAGUAAUUCAAUGUUGACUUCAAAACUAGACAAAACAAGCCCUGAUUCAUUGUUAUCAAUAUGUAUACAAACUUUGCAGUUUCUAAUGCAUUUCAGAAAAACUUUAAAUUCUAAGAUAUGCCCCUCUAAAGAUAAUGUACAUCACUCCAAAGUGCACUCUCCUUGCAAUAGGAAAUAUGAGGACAAUGGUGAUGUACUAUUAAAGGAUGUAAAUAGGAAUGAUGAAUGUUUAAAAACUCAGAAACUAAUUCAUGUUAAUUCCCUUAAAACUCUUUGUUAUAAAACAAUUAUCCAACUUAUUAAUGUACCUACUUUCAGUGAGAGUGAAUCAGGAAAAGUGAGAACGAAAUUUGCAGAAACAAACAAUAACUAUAUUUGUACAAAAAACAGUGACAUUGUGAAUUGUGCAAAAAAUACUACUUGUAGUUUUCAAGUGAAAUCUUUAUCAUCAAUGUGUGUGAGUGUACUUCAAAAUCCAACAAGAUGUCAAAAUAAAUGUAAAAAACAAAUUGUAAUAUAUAAAGUCAAACCAUUGAAAGAUUUAGUAUUAAGGAAAAUUAAGAGAAUUAUUUAUGCUGAAUUCAAGCCAGACCAUUUGAGUCAGCGAGAGACAUAUUUAAAAAGAGAGAAUAAUGGAGUUAAAAGUUUAUUACUCUUAUGUACAGAAUUAAUUUCUUUUAAAUUGUCUGAAACAUAUGAUGAUAAGCAACAUGUACCAAAUUACAUGUUGCAUGGUAAUCAAAUAGGAACAUCUGUAGUUUUGCCUCUAAAAUCAAUUUCCCUUAAGAAAGUUGUAUCUUUAACUAAAAGUGAUAAUAUAUUGGUAUUAGAUAAUGAUGUAACACUUAAUUUUACAAUAGAUAAUGUAAACACAGUGUCAGAAGAGAUAUUUAAUAAGAAUUCUGAAGAAAACAAUGAAAAUGAAUUGAAUAUAAAUAAUGAGCAGUACUACUCUGAUAAUGACUUUGAUAUUAGCUAUGACGACGGUGAUGGUGACGUCGGUGAUGAAAACAAUGAAACUAAUUGGGUUUCACAAGUUCAGAUGCAGGAAUUACGCUCUUGCGCAGAACCAACAAAUAAUGAUGAUUGUGAGAAAUCUCAGAAUGGUAUUCUAGAAGACUCUGUUAUAAAUGUUAAGAUUGAACCACUUGAAGAUGUGUGUGGAAAUGUUAUUGAUUCUUCUACUAUCAAAAUGGAGCCCGAAGAAGUGCAUGAUAAUUUAAUAAAUUAUACAUCUUUAGACAUAAUUACUAAACAAGAAGAUAUAGUGGUUAAUUCAACUAGAGAACCCAUUCAAAGGAAAAACAGUAAUAGUUACGAUGUAGACGCAUUCGAAUCUUUUGUAAGUUCUAAUAAAAUGAUUCUAUCUAUGACCAAUUUAGAUAGUGAAGAAAUUUUUAGCCAAAGUGCUAGUCGAAUUCGUCGACAAUAUGAGCCGGACUCUGAUGAUGAUAUUGACACUCUUUAUGAUACUAUGAAUUUAUUAGUUCCGCAAAGUACUGAGACAGCCAAAGAUAGAUUAAUGGCAAGCAGUUCGGAUGAAGGAACUAGUAAACGAAUAGGGAAAAAGAAAACAGAUAAGCGUAAACCUCGGAUUAAAAAAAAUAAUAAGGAUCUUGUAGAACUUGCAAAAGAAAAAUCAUCUUCAAAAAUUGAAACAUUAACUAGAAGAAUGAGAGGAAAAAUAAGAUUAGAAGAGAAAAAAAAUGAGUCUUCGGAUUCUGAAAUAGAUGAUGAACUAGACUUAAACUUAAAGAAAAGGAAAAAUUAUAAAAUAUCUAGUGAUACUUUAUGUAAAUUGCAAGAAAAUGAAAUACAGUGUAAUGAUGUAGAUUCUACUGAACAUAUACAAUACAUUAAUGAACACAAAAACGAACAAGAGAAAAGCCCAAUUAAAUCUGUAGAGGAAAUACAACCAUCAGACGCUUCUUUAAUUUUUGCAAAUGUGCCUAUUGAAUUAUUACAAUGCACACCAUCUAUAACUACAUCAGAAGACUGUAUUGAAGGAUCUAAGAGUAUUAAUGAAAAUGACUGUAAAACAUCUGAUGAAAUAGAGGUAAAUGGUGUGUCGUAUAUUGAACGUCAUGGAUGGAAGUGCUACCCUAUAAAUGAUAGAGACAGCAAGAUCUAUCGAUAUGCUUAUGUACCAUUAGAUAAAUUACCAGAAUGUUUCGUAGAUACCUAUUAUAGAUAUCAAAAUGUGACCGGAAAAACACAAGACGACACAGAAAUUGAUAAAUUGACAAACUUACAAACAUUACAUAGAUUACAAACAAAAGGCAAGUCUAAAGGAAGCAAAAAUGUUUCUACUAAAAACCCAAAAACACAAUUUUUAGAAAAUGUCCAAAAAAAUAACCGAAAUGAUGAGGAGUUUCGAGAGCUUUCGCCAUCAGAGGAUGAGGAUGAUAACGUUGUCGACAAUUUUGUUCUCGAUGCACCACAACAAAGCUCUGAUAAUUACUUAGCUAAAAACCUUUUAAUGGAUGAUGAAAGUGAUGAGGAGAGUAAGAUAAAAAAAAUCAAAGAAGAAACUGAUGAUGAACUGAGCCCUAAAACAAGAUCAAGACGUCAAAUAAGAUCUAAAGGAGAAACGGAAGAGAAAGAGAAGCCAAAAUCUGAAGUCUUAAUGCUUACAGCUGAUAAAAUGAUGAACACAGAACUCAAGCUAUUACAUGCACCAGUUGAAGUCAAACAUGAAUUAGAAAGUACAAAAGACAUAGAAAACAAAACUAAUACUAGAAGUACUAAUAAAAAAAUGCCAAAAAGUAAUGUAACGAAAAUACGAAUAAAAGAUGAGGACGCCUCUUCCUCUGAAGAAGAGAAGCAAUGGGUUACCACCAAAGAAAAGCUUUUAAAAAGAUUAGAGAAAAAGCAAGAAACCCCUAGCGUGGACGAUGCUAAACGUGCCAAGAUUGUAAAUGAAUACAUAGAGAAGCGCAGCGACGGCAUGGAGACGUCGAGGCAGCGAGCACGCCCGCGCCGCCGCUCUAAAAAAAAGCUGCUCGAGCGACGUAAGCAGAUGAAGAUACUUUCAAGAGAACUGUUCGGUGAUGAAUCUUCUCAUACCGGGAAAAAGUAUCAAUCUCAAGCCUACAGCAAAGGUCGACGUAACAUUAGAAAGGUAUUAGAUAAGAAAUCGUUGGCGCGAAGUACUGUUCUAGCGAAUAUGGAAGAAUUUGAAAGGAAAAGAAGGCUGAGUCAGCGUCAGGGACAAUUGAGAGAAGUCCUUGGCUGUGAAGAAGGUGUUAAUGUUGUGGUUAUCAAUGACGAGCUCUGUCUGGAAUAUGACUUUGAGAAUAUGCGACCUCUUGUCACUGUUCAUCAGUUCUUUACCAAAGUCAUGAAAGCCCAUCAGUACGAAGGCGUGAAGUUCAUGUGGGACGCGUGCUUCGAGAGCGUGUCGGCGACGGCGCGCGGGCGCGGCGGCGGCUGCAUCCUCGCGCACUGCAUGGGGCUCGGCAAGACGCUGCAGGUGCUCGCGCUGCUGCACACGGUAUUGACUCACCCACAAUUGAACAUGCGUCGCGUCCUUGUGUGCUGCCCGCUGUCUACGGUUCUUAACUGGGUAGAUGAGAUCAAUAAGUGGAUUGGACCAGUCACAAAUAACAUUAAGCGAAAUGUAAAGAAAAAAUUACAGGUAUUUGAACUAUCAAAACUUAAGAAAACCUACGAACGCGCCUACCAGCUCGAAGACUGGUACAACGGGGGUGGAAUUUUCAUAAUAGGAUAUGAACUAUUCCGAAGUCUCUCAACAUUACACCCAUCUAUCGACUGCGUGAGGCCAACAAUCGUUAAUAAGAUUCGAACAGCUCUGUUGGACCCUGGACCAGACAUCAUCAUUUGUGAUGAAGGCCAUCUCCUGAAGAACGACUGCUCGGUGCUGGCGGUCUCCAUGAGCCGGGUGGUGACUAAGCGCCGCAUCGUGCUGACGGGCACGCCGAUGCAGAAUAACCUCAGGGAAUACUAUUGUAUGGUCAACUUUGUGAAGCCUAAUCUACUUGGAACAUACUCGGAGUAUUCUAAUAGAUUUGAAAAUCCAAUAAUGAAUGGACAGCACAGAGAUUCCAGAGAGGAAGAUAUAAAGUUAAUGAAAGCUAGAACUCAUAUACUGCAUAAAGUUCUAGAAGGAUGUCUCCAACGUCAAGAAGCUUCCGUCCUCUAUCCAUACUUACCAAAGAAACAUGAAUAUACUCUGUUCAUAUCGCUGAGUAAAUGCCAGUGGGACUUAUACAAGCAUUACUUGGAAAAUUACGCUAAGGAAGCCAAACAAAGUAUCUUAAAAGAUUUUCAUAUCCUACAAAAAAUCUGGACCCAUCCGCAGGUGUUACAUAACUUUCUAACGAAGGCUCGAAGUGAAGAGAAAGAUACUAAAAUUAAAGUGGAGAAAAUCGAGGACGACCUGGCUCACGAGGAUUUGGCCGCCACCGAGGACAUCAAGCCUGGUGCCACCGAGACCUGGUGGCUGCAGUACGUUGCCGACACCAACAGUCUCGACUCUCUGGAAAGUUCCAACAAGUUCCUGAUGGUGUUCCAUCUGCUUGAUGAGUGUACUGCUUUGGGCGAUAAAGUGUUAAUCUUCUCCACGUCGCUGUACACGAUGGACGCGCUGGAGUACUUCCUGCGGCGCAAGAGCUGGAGCCUGGGCAAGGAGUACUACCGGCUGGACGGCUCCGUGCCGCCGGAGGUGCGCCAGAAGUGGUGCAGGGAGUUCAACGCGCCAGCUAAUACUACUACUAAAUUGUUCCUGAUCUCCACGCGAGCCGGCUCGCUGGGGCUGAACAUGACGGCGGCCAACCGCGUCAUCAUCCUCGACACGUCGUGGAACCCCGCACACGACAUACAGAGCAUCUUCCGCGUGUACCGGUUUGGGCAGAAGAAGGACUGUUAUAUCUACCGUCUUGUCGCCAUGGGUACGAUGGAGCAGAAGAUCUACGAGCGCUCGGUGACGAAGCAGGCCGUGGCGUGUCGCGUCGUGGACGAGCAGCAGAUCGACCGGCACUACAACAUGUCCGAGCUCUCUGAACUGUACCGAGUGGACGAGUCGGGCUGCAGCGUGGCGGCGGGGCUGGCGGCGGGCGUGCGCGACGCGGCGCUGCUGCGCGUGGCGGGCGCGCGCGGCGCGCGCGCGCUGCACGCCGUGCACGAGCACGACUCGCUGCUGCGCGGCUCCGGCGAGACCGGCCUGCCCGAGCACGAGCGCGCCGCCGCCUGGAUGCAGUUCCAGCAGGAGCACUCCAACACGCACAACAAUAUACAAAAUAUUGAAUUGAAAAUUCCAGCAAAAUCAGGCGAUGACAAUGAUCCCAAAUCAAAAAUAGAAGUUAAACCAGAAUCUAUUAAUCCCUCCAAACAGGAACUGAAGUCGAAGAAAAAUAAAAGAAGUGCAACCGUAACAGACAAUAUGUUGUCGCAACCAUCUACCAGUGCGCAAAUAGACCCUACUCUCAACCCUGAAGUAGAAAACGCGAUGGUUCAACAAAUCAUGGAUAUCUUAAUAAAACAUCAAUAUCAUGAAUCAAAGGGGCCAAAAGAGAUAUCUGAACUCAUUAGAAAAGUACGAAAAACAAUUGCUAAUAUAAAUGAGAGUGGAUUUAAUAACGUAGAUCCUUUAACUGCGAGUAUCGCCAAGGUUUUAAUCGAAAGUGAGAGGGAAAAUCAAAGUCUAAAUAACGCUAGAAGUGAUAUCCAGCAAAUAAAGUCGAUAGAAGAUAUCGACUUAGCAUUGAGCGACUCAGGCACAAUCAGUGCCGACGAACUACAAUUGAUAAAUAAGAAUGCGUCUGACAGAAAACGAAAUAAACAGAGACAUGAUUCAGAUGAAGAGUAUGUGCCUCGAGGCAAACGUAAAAGAAAAAAGGCUUGCGCUAGUGACAUGUAUAUAAGUAAAAUAUGCAAUGAAAUGAGUAAUGUUAAUGAUAAUUCUAAAAUGCUGAUAUCUGAGGUCGUUGACGAUGUACGUAACGUAUUUACCAAUGUUAAUGAAAACACUAAUUCUUUGACCGCAAAAGUCUCCUCGAUUUUACUCGAAAACAAGGACAUUUGUGAGUCAGAUGCAGUACAUCACAAUGUCAAUAAUGCUAUAAGUGAUGUCCAGCAAAUGGACUCGAAAGAAGAACUCGAAUCGGCACCGAGCGACUCUGAAACAAUUAGUACCGAUGAAAUUUCUCAAGAAAAUAAGCCUUUGUCUGACAGAAAACGACAGAAACAAACACAAGGUUCAAACAAAACAUAUAUGCUUCGUGCUACACAUAAAGGAAAGAAGGCCAAAGCUUGUGACAAAUAUAUAAGUAAAACAUCAAAUAAAAUAAAUCACUCUGCAGGUAAUUCUAGAUCACAAACAUUAAUUGGUAUAGAAGUUCAAAAUUCAAUGUUAAUGCGAGCCGCGAAAAGUCUACCAAUCAAAAAAAAAUCUGAUAAAAGUGCUAUGAUAAAAGAGCAAACUGUAGAAAAUGAAUGUAGUUCAGACUCGGUGACUUCACUAAAGGAUAUAGAAAAUACUAACGAUAAUACAAAUGAGGUGAGCAUUGUGCUCAGUGACGACGAUGAACCCCUAAUAACACCAAAUAUAUCAAUAGAAGAAGCGGAAAAGAACGAAAUAAAAGAUAGCCCAAUUCCAUUGCACAAAUCGUUAUUGACAAAUAAAAAUUUUAUAAAAAUAAUAGCUCAUACAUACUUGACUGGAAAUCCAAAGUUGGACGAAGACGCGGCCCUCCUCGCGGCGCAGUACAGCGCGCUGAAAGCUCUGAAGGAAGUAGAGGCGACUGGGAAGGAAAUCGACAGUGGCCCGAUAUAUGAUAUCGCCAAGCAGGUACUGGGCAUGUCUAUAUUGGAAAGAUUACAAAACAUCCGCGGCACUAAACAGGAUAUUACCGAUACAAUAAAUAAGAAGAGCACCGUUUUAGUAAAUAAGACAUCAUCGGCUUCGAAUAUGGCGAAAAAUGAACAACCUAAAGUUGCAUCAGUAACAAAUAUUGAUAGUGAGACUAAUAUGAAUGUGCAAAAACAAUAUAAAAAGAAAAUAAAUAUAAUAAAACGUUCGAAAAAUACUAAAGCGAAACCUAUAAGUGAGCGGACUUCUGAAGCUGUUGAGAAUUCCCAAAGUGAAAGUAUGGAGGAUGCAACAAGUUCAAUAGCCAUUGAACAAGUGAUGUCACUCAGUACGGCGCAAGCGACGCCGGCUUCUGCCGAGGUCGUGCCCGUGGGAAUGUUCAAAGGCCCAGUAUCUCUUCAGGCAAGCGAGUCUCCACUUCACGAAGAGUGUAUCUUACCUGACGAUGAUUUAAUCAUCAUAACUAACAGUCCGCCGGCAUCGUCCAGUUCCGACAAUCUGGUACGGCGGAACUCCCAACAGCUCCUUAUUACCAAUGUGUCGUCUGACGCAACGAUAAAACAAUCACAAAAUCAUUUUAUAAUAUCUACUGUGGAUCCUACAAAUAAUGCAGAAAUCUCAACACCAAAGACAUCAGGAACAAAGUAUUUACACAUUAUACCACCAUCUUUAAAAGUCUCUCCUCUCAACACACCCGCUGCAGUCAUGCCACUAAAGAGCGAACCAGGGAACUCUAUGGAUAAAAAUCCAAUGCUUAGCAAAAUGUUAACAAAAUCCACUCCAGUUAGUAAUGAAUCCCACGAAACAAUAUGUUUAGACAGUGAUGAAGAUAAUAAUGUUGUGAAGGAAGUGAAAUCGAAACCAAGGGCCCUAAAAUCCACUACUAAAUUACCUUAUGCCCCAGCACAACAAAAAAAACAUGAACAAGCAACAACAUCCUCUCAACCUAAAAAGGUAGAAACCAAGAAACAGAUCUCGCAAAAAUCGCCCGUAGAGCAGAAGGAAUCGAGUAAAAUAAUCGCAUCAGCGAAUACUACAAACGAAGAUGUUUCUCAUCAAACGGACCCAAACACACUUUCGAAACUAAAAAAAGCAUCGUGUAAACCCGGAGAUAUCAUUCGCAUCAGUGAAACGGGAAAAAUAGAAAUAUUAAGAAGAACUGAAUCUAUUCCGCCCAAUGUUAUAGCUGCGGUAAAGCACGUUCAACCGUCUAUUGAGGACCAAAACGUAUCUCAAAAACAACAAAAGGCUACGGACAACGAAAAGACAGAUUCUACAAAGACUAUUAUAAAGAAAAGUCAGUCUAAAGGUCCCGUUGACAGUGAAGACGAGGUCCCGCUUUCAGUACUACAGAACGUAGUACACAUAUCGGCUGAUCAAUAUGAGACGCAAAAUAAAGCUGCUGUCACUGAGGAAUCUAGUGAGAUUUUACGUCCAACUCCUAAAACCUACAUUAAAAAACCAGUAAAACUUAAGUACAACCCUAGUAAACCAGUUACUGUACCGAUUCUGAGCAGUACAGUUAAAGAAGUAGGGGUUAAAAAUAAAAAGAAUUUGAUCAAACCGUAUAGUAAAAAGGAAAUUGUUUUGAAAUUCCCCUCUGGUAAUGCAUCCACGUCUAAGGCGCAGGAGAAAGUUAUUGAUCUCACAGCAAGCAUCGUCAGCACCAAGGAUAAGAAGAAACAAAUUCUAGUCAAGAAAAAAGACUGGGAUAAAAUCAGUGGCACCUCUAAGGAUAUAGUUCUAAAUAACGCGGGUACUCUCUUCAAUUUGAAAAAAUGCAAUACCUCUUCUGUGGAUCUCACAAACACGUCUUGCACUACCACCGUUACUGUAAAGAAGUCUACACUGAGUUCCCAAAAACCGUCCACAAGCGACAGUGUUAAACGCUCCUCGACGUGGCAGGACGCGUCUUCUAAGAAGAAACCAAAAGUUGAAACUACUAAAAAAGCGCUGACACUUCAAGACUUUAAUCUCGACGACUUCGAUGACAUCAUCGAAUUGGAG
Brenthis ino (lesser marbled fritillary) is the source of this 11736-nucleotide messenger RNA. The record is from the annotation of a GenBank genome assembly. NCBI's taxonomy places the organism in Eukaryota, Metazoa, Arthropoda, Insecta, Lepidoptera, Nymphalidae.